Messenger RNA from Homalodisca vitripennis (glassy-winged sharpshooter), 1731 nucleotides. RefSeq names its product glutathione peroxidase-like. Lineage: Eukaryota; Metazoa; Arthropoda; Insecta; Hemiptera; Cicadellidae. Gene Ontology annotation, biological process: response to oxidative stress. The record is from RefSeq and is a predicted model, not a curated record. Gene Ontology annotation, molecular function: glutathione peroxidase activity. The transcript is spliced from 5 exons.
ACUUUUCUCAUAACUUGCGUGGGGCCGCAGAGAGGUCGCUGAGAGCGCCUUCUGAUUGGCCGGGCUAGAUAUGACGUCAUGAUUGUUGAACGCUUCUGUAGCGACGAGCAGAGCUGUCAGAAGAUUCGAGAGUCCGGUGGGAGAAACAAAAGCAGCAUGGAGCCUCUAGGCACUCUGCUGAGCCUAGCAGUGGUGUGCGUAGGGUUGGCGGCCGGAGCUGGCAAAGUUCAGAGAAUACCCAGCAGAGCUUGCUUGCGCCAAGGGUACUCGGACACUAUCUAUGACUACAACGGCACAGACUUCUGGGGUGCUCGAGACAUUUCCCUCUCAGAGUACCGGGGCAAGGUAGUGUUAAUCGCCAAUGUGGCGACCUACUGAGCCUUCACCAACCAUUAUUUGGGUUUGAAUGCACUACAAACCAAAUAUAAUAAUGACCUCGUAGUACUCGGAUUCCCCUGCAACCAAUUUGGACUGCAAGAACCUGGUGCCAACUCCACUGAGAUCAUGAAUGGAAUCAACUAUGUCCGCCCAGGCAAUGGAUUCCAACCCAACUUCCAGCUUUUUACCAAAAUCGACGUUAAUGGGGAAAAAGAACAUCCACUUUACACAUAUUUGAAGCUUCACUGUCCUACGACGAGAGACGGCUUUGCAAGCAAGGAGAGCCUCUUCUACGAGCCUGUCAAGAAUUGGGAUGUUCGUUGGAACUGGGAGAAAUUUCUCAUUGACCGUACUGGCCGCCCUCUCAUCCGCUACGACGCUAGCACACAUCCCGAUGCUAUCAUCAACGACAUAGAAAAACUCAUUACCUCCUAAUUUCUGGCAAUCAUUGAAUUAAUUCAGUUGCAUAUCUUUAUCUGAUAUUUGGUGAAAAUAUUUUAAAAUAGGACAUGCAAUAAAAAAAUUAUUGCUAAAAAUAUUAAAGGAGGAAAUACAAAAAGGUCUCCAGUUUUUUUAAAGUCAAAACUGUUUUAGAACAUUUGUUUUAAAACAUGACUGUUUUAGAAGUCAAACACUAAAAACAGUCAUGACACUACAAUAGACCCCGGUGUAAUUCUUCAUGAUUUUAAAGUCUUUAACAUUAUUUCUUUUAUAUAAUAGUCAUUAUAUACUUUGAAAAAGUACAUUAUAUAUAGUUGAAAAACUAAACAAAUAUUUUUAUAAAGCGGAUUACAAUUUUUAUAGGUUAAGUAUUAUAACUCAAUUUUCAUGGUGUAUAUUCAAAAAUUUCUAUUUUAUUAUAUCCUUAAAUUAACAUACAUUGAACUUAUGGUUUAUAAUUAAAAUUAUACUGACUUUUAAUUUAACUUUAACUUUGUGAAAAGCUUUGCUAAAAUUGUUUAAAAUAUAAAUUUGUUAUUCCCAUUUUUGUUGUGUGUAUAUUGCAUGUUAUUUUUAGAUUGUUAUGAUAUGUAUGUUUAAUAACUAGUUUAAUAUGCCUCGUGAAUUAGAGGGAAGUAUGUUUGUAUGGUUAGGAUAGAACCCUGGGGAAUUCCAAAUCUCAAAACCUCUUUAAUUAUGAUGGACUUGCCAGAAACCGCGAGGGGGGCAAGUUUUGAUGUUUGCUCAGCGACUUUGGAAUUCUUUAGUGCAUUCAAAUUUCAAAGUUGCUGUGCAGUCAGAGAGUUUUUGUGUUUGGGAUUUUUUAGGGAAGAAUGCUUGGUAAAGAAUUUGGGUUUGAAACGAGUGCAAUUGUUUGUAACAGUGGUCUAAAUAAAUUUGUACAAAAUAUUA